AAAUGGCCGAUUGAGAAGCAAUGGUUUCUGCUCUGUAGUGUGAGGAACAAAAAAUGAAAAACCUUAGCAUUCUCUGUCGAUUCACUCGUUCAAUUCAGAGAAAUAUGCUCUGCUCAGUUGCUGGACUUGUCCACAAUACCCGUCAUGCCUUCUCCACUUUACGAGAGGAUCCAGAAUUAGACGAAAUGAUGGAGUUUUUGGACAGUCUCAAGAACUUCGAGAAGUCAGGGGUUCCCAAAGGCGCAGGAACAGAUUCCGAAGAUGGUUUUGAUUUAGGAAGAAUGAGACGAUUGAUGGGACUAAUGGGUAAUCCCCAAUCUAGGUUUAAGACUGUUCAUAUUGCUGGAACAAAAGGAAAAGGAUCAACAGCUGCAUUCCUCUCAAGUAUACUGCGGGCAGAAGGCUAUUCUGUUGGUUGCUACACAAGUCCACAUAUACAGACUAUCAGGGAGCGCAUAACCUUGGGAAAAUGGGGUGAGCCAGUAUCAGCCAAGGCAUUGAAUCAUCAUUUCAAUACAAGGAGGGAGGUUAUUGAAAGGGCAGUGAAACUUGAGAAUGGAUGUCUCAGUCAUUUUGAGGUUUUUACUGCUAUUGCGUUCAGCCUAUUUGCUGAAGAAAAUACUGAAAUUGCAGUUGUGGAGGCUGGAUUGGGUGGAGCACGAGAUGCCACUAAUGUUAUUUCGGGUCCUGAUCUUGCUAUAUCAAUCAUAACCACUGUUGGCGAGGAACAUCUGGAUGCACUUGGGGGCUCUUUGGAAAGUAUAGCGGUGGCAAAAUCAGGAAUAGUUAAAAAUGGGCGUCCACUAGUUAUAGGAGGUCCAUUCGUUCCAUCUAUUGAGUACAUUCUUCGUAGGAAAGCAUCUUCUAUGUCUUCACCAGUGGUAUCAGCAUCUGAUCUGGGAAAUAGAAGCGCUUUGAAAGGCUUCUGUGAAGUGACUGGCAUACCACGCCAAUUAUGUGACAUAGUGCUUCAGAUUGAGAAGGACUAUGAUCUGUCUAUUGAACUUCUAGGUGUGAAAUUACGCAUGCUUGGAGCUCACCAACUUCAGAACGCUGUAACUGCUACAUGUGCAGCAUUAUGCCUUAAUAAGCAAGGAUGGAGUUUGUCCAGUGGAGCUAUUCGUACUGGUCUGGAGAGUGCAUUUUUGCAAGGCAGAACCCAAAUAUUGUCUUCAGAAGAAGCUAAUUUACUUGGAGUAUCAGGAGCAACUAUACUACUUGAUGGAGCACAUACGAAGGAAUCUGCCAGGGCUUUGGAAAACACAUUGCAGAUGACAUUUCCGAAGGCAAAAAUGGUUCUUGUGGUUGCUAUGGCGAAUGACAAGGAUCAUCUAGGUUUUGCAAGAGAGUUAAUUUCAGUUGGGGAUUUGGAUGCUGUAUUUUCUACAGAAGUUGACAUCGCUGGUGCUAAAUCAAGAAUGGCUUCAGCAUCUUUGUUGAAAUGUUCUUGGGUCAAUGCUUCGAGAGAGAUGAAUAUGAAGGUUCUUGACCUCAAAGUUGCAGAAAGUGAGGAUCAAUCACUUCAAGCUGCAGGGAUAGUGAAAUCUCAAAGUAUUUUACUUGCGGAGGGAUCAUUAUUGGCUUGUAUAAGGGCUGGUGUUAAGAUCCUUAAUGAAAGAGCUGGAGAACAACCUGGAAUUUUAGUAGUCACGGGUUCUUUGCAUAUUGUUUCCGCUGUUUUAGGCUACUUGCACAGCUGACUCCUAUUUGAGCCAUUUGAUGAGUUGAGUUCUAAAAUGAACUUAGGAGGUUCAGAGUCCUGAAAUUGUUGUGCAAAAGUUGAAUAGCUGAACUGUGGAUGACUGGAUGAUUCCUUGGCUCUCACUUUGGUCCUAUGAAUGUAAAAUUUUUUACGAUAAUGACACGUGGUUUUUGAAUAUGUAUCUCCUUGCAGCCCAGUUGUUGAUGCCAAUUUAACUCAUUACAUGGAUCUCUCUGGCUUCUG
Molecule: messenger RNA, 1945 nt
Organism: Solanum verrucosum
Lineage: Eukaryota; Viridiplantae; Streptophyta; Magnoliopsida; Solanales; Solanaceae
Product: dihydrofolate synthetase
Exons: 11
Coding region: 54-1700 (548 amino acids)
Biological process (GO): tetrahydrofolylpolyglutamate biosynthetic process
Cellular component (GO): cytosol; mitochondrion; cytoplasm
Molecular function (GO): ATP binding; tetrahydrofolylpolyglutamate synthase activity
Source: RefSeq, a predicted model, not a curated record